GAUAAAGCCUCAUUGAAGAAUAAUUGUGAUCACAGGCAUUGGCAGCUGCAGGAAAGAAUCUGAAGACUUUGGAAAGGCUUACUGGAUAACCUUACUGAUCAAUGAAUCACGAAGAAGUACAUCACAAACUCAAGCAAUUUAAGAAAAUUCGAAUUAGAGCAAGGGAAAAUGAUGGCAAAGAGAAGUAAAAAAAUGGGCAUGAAGUGCUUUCGGCUUUCUGAUUGGUUAUCUUCAACGGAGCUGCGCAGGUUACCUUUCUAUCCACAAAUAGGCGAUGAAGUCAUGUACUUCAGGCAAGGUCAUGAGCUCUACGUAAACACCGUAAAGCAGAAAAAAUUAUAUGAAGUAAAUCCGAGUUCGCUUCCUUGGUCCAAACAGACAAUUCAUCAACAAGAAUUGGUUAGAAUCAUAUGUGUAACGUAUGAGAUAGAGCCACCAAGGCUCGUUUGCUUGAAGCUGUGCCGACUCGAUCCUAGAAGUGGAUCGUUGACAAAAAAGACUUUUGUGAUCAAAUACCAUGAUAUGGAUGAAGUGCCGGAUUUCUUGGUACUAAAACAGGAUUACGAUGCUGCUAUAACGCGCCAAUGGAAUUUGUUUCAACGGUUUCGGAGUCUCAUGAAUGACAAUCGCGGAGUCCAGAUGUGGUGGGAAGGCCAGUUCAUAAAGCGUGAGCCUUUCAAUCCCGAAUUUCCUGAAUCCAUGUUUCUAUGUUACGUCAUCAGAUGGGACAAUGGUGAUUUAGACCGUCUUAGUCCAUGGGAUCUAGAAAACAUCGAUCCAAACAGAAAACCGUGUAGCGUUGGGGCUGGUGUACGAGUACUACCGAUCGAAAUCAUAAGGACAUCUUAUAUGCCUGGGAAAAACGACUGGCCUCCAGUAGGGGAUCGUGAUUCUGAAACUUAUCGUAUAUCUUCUGGAAUCAUCCAAAUUAUGGAUCUAGACGUGGCAAAGCAUUUUUCGGCCCCCGUUGACCUUGAUGAGUUUCCUACUUACGCAUCCAUUGUUAAGUAUCCGAUUGAUCUCCGCACAAUUAAAGCAAGACUGGAUCACCGCUUUUAUCGGCGUGUUGCAGCAGUUGAACACGACGUUCACCGCAUACACACCAAUGCACUCCUAUUUAACGAUCCCAAAAAGUCAGAUAUCGUAAGAAACUCUUGCAUCACUACUGAAUUGUGCCUUGAAAUCAUCCGGAACGCGGAUGCCGACGUGACAGCCUUAUAUCGUCAAUACCUGGAAGGCUGCAAGAAGAAAGAAGCUUAUGGGAAGCCCUCCGCGACAUCAAAUCUGAACGAGGGGAGCAGCCAACUUCCACUGCGGAGCAGCCCAUUUAACGGAUUAGUACAAAAACAACACAAAACGGAACGCCCAACAGAGGGAACUUGUUUUGCUUUUCCUCUAACUAAUGUAAUUACAGGAUCCGAACAAACCAGUACACCCACUCGGAUACAAGGGCAAAAGGUCACCCACAAAGCGAAUCACGUCGUUAAAGAGCAUUGUUCCACUGAAGCAUCUACAGUUCGUUCUAAAAGAUACAUUACACGGAAGUUCUCGUCAUUUGUCAAUCCCGACGGACAUAAUACCGAAAUCGGUGUAGCAAUGGACGGCCACAAACUUGACGACUAUUCUGAAUUGGAAAAUAUUCGCGACAAAGAGAUUACGAGUCAAACCAGGGAGAAAGUCAUUUAUCCGGAAGAAGUUAAAAUUGAACAUUCACCUAAACCGAAGAAAAUAGCGUCUAUCAGCCCGUAUACAUUCCCAAGCAGCGAUGAAUCGGAAACUGGUGAUUUAGAAGAGAAUGAUCUGCCAAUGGCAAGAAAUGUCUCAAGAAGAAGCAGGUUACCGUUGCACAGGACGACGAUAAACAAUUUUGAUGCCAUCCCGCUGCCAGAACCCACACUCUCUUCAGUUUCACCGAUUUCAUCCUCAGAGAGGUCCAGAAGCAAAAUGUUUGACAGGCCCAAAGAUAGCUCAAAUACUUAUGUCAUCGAUGAAACUUGCAAUCAGAAUUCAGAAAUUACCAUUACCAGAAGUGUGAGGAAACAAAGCAUUGAUUCAGACAAUGUUCUAAUUGAAUAUUUGGCUAAACGAAGAAAAAUUUCUAUGUCUGAAAUAGAUGUAGCACUUCGCAGGAAUGAAUCAGGAACAAGGAAUCAGGAAGAUAACUGCAUGUUUGCUUGCCGCGCCCAGCAUAAGCUAGCAACAAUGAAAAGUGCUCCAAGGGAAAGCGGAUCGACUACUCGUAAAGUAAAAAAUGAUAAUCGUGCCAAUCCAUCACUUGAGUUGACUCCAUUACCACGUACUACAAUUUCACCGAUGAGCCAUGCAGAGAAGGAAUUUUCACACAAAAGUCCUUUAUCCUCCCAUCAACUGUUUUCAAAUAAUUGUUUAAACCUGACUGGAAUUCGAAGAAAAGAACGGGAUUCAUCGAUUACAUUCGAGAACGCAUCCAUUAUUUCCGUUCCUAUCCCAAUCGCUGUUUCGACUCCAAUCGGAACGCGUAAGAAGUACGAAGAUUCGAACACAUGUAUUGAGCAGACAAAACCUCGUUUGUUAAGAAAUGUCACAGAGAAUGAGAUCAGUAAACAGUCAACUUGGGACACCUACUCAUCAAGAAACCUUUGUGACAUCAAGAAAAAGAAUAAACGAAAAUUGUCUAGCUCAGGCUCAUGGAAUAUUUCGUAUUUUGAAGAUGUAGCACAGGAACAAUCAAGCACGAAAUCUCCGACAAUGGAAGACCAGCCGUCACCACCCUCCCUUCUGAAUGAGUUACCAGCGAAGGAAAUAGUUGCUGAAAACUUGCACCGUCAGUUCAAUUCCUCCAAUAGAAAAGCAGAAGAAGCACUUGAAACUGUUAGUGACAGACCUUCAAACAUACAGCGUUCAUCAAAAGCCCAAGUUACAUCUCUGACCUCCGAGAAAUCGUUUACGGUUAGAAUUGAUGCCCCACAACCUGCGGAAUUCGAAUGUGUCAAUUCCCGUAACGCUAAUUGUCAAUCUACAUCUUGCAGCAUAUCAAUUUUCAAGGAAAAUCGAUAUCAAACCGCAGUUCUAUCUAAAGGCAACUUGCCUUAUGAAGGCCAAGAUCAAUCCCAAAAGCAGGAAGUCAUUCCAACGUCAAGUAACUUGGUUUGCAUUCCGUUUUGCGAACAGUUUAAAGCUCCUGCAUCCCUUUUGAAGAAAACUCUCAAGAAAGAACAUCGUGCCAAGUGUUUAACGAACGAAACUAAGUGUCGAAGUAAAAAAGAUAACCUUUGUGAAAUUAAUAGUGAUAACCGGAGUGAAACAACCGAUUCAAAGAAAAAUUCAUCCCGUUCCAAAGAUUUUCUCAUCACCAAAAUUCUUACAGAAUCUAAAAUUGAUAUUCCAAUAGAGAAGGUCACCAGUGACAAAUCAGAGAUUAAAUCAAGAAAAAAUAAAGUUCCAGGUGUUUCAGGGGCGUCGAAAAUAAAAACCCAUGAAGAGCCUAUUAACGUCUCUGCUUCCAUUGAAGAAAUUAUGAGGAAGUACCUUGGCAACGAAAGCUGUGACGGACAGGCAGAGGAGCCGAAAAAAGGAAGAAAGAAACGUCCACUAGGCUCAAAGAAAAAAUACGCUGGCAAGAUUAUUUCAAAAGGAGCUACCACGUUCAAAGAUAACGUUGAAAAUGUUGGGGAUGCAUCGAACAACAUGACCACGUCGGGAAAAACGCAUAUGACAGCACGGAAGCGCACAAGUGUAAAAGAUGCAUCGGUCAGCGAGCAACUGAACCUUGUAGAACGUAUUCUACGAGAAAGAAAAUGAAUUGCUUCAAGAUCUCCCCUGCCUACUUCUAUAAUCAAGAAAAAAAAUUCUGCAAGGCAUAACGUCUGUGAGUAGGAAUGAAAUCCAACCAGUUUAGACUGCUUAAUCAACUUGUUACUUUCGGACACAACCAAGAUGGUAUUUUGUUUAAUUUAUUGUAGCUGCUAUGUUU
This is a messenger RNA of Daphnia carinata, 3952 nucleotides long. RefSeq lists its product as uncharacterized. Gene Ontology annotation, molecular function: protein binding. Gene Ontology annotation, cellular component: nucleus. Gene Ontology annotation, biological process: cytoskeleton organization; regulation of cell shape; regulation of transcription by RNA polymerase II. The coding region runs from base 169 to 3780 and encodes 1203 amino acids. NCBI's taxonomy places the organism in Eukaryota, Metazoa, Arthropoda, Branchiopoda, Diplostraca, Daphniidae. The transcript has 6 exons. The record is from RefSeq and is a predicted model, not a curated record.